UUGAAAUAUCUGCUUAAUUUGUAUGCGUGCCUCCACUGUUUACUUUUUGAUACUUUGACUUAAAAGCAGAUAUGUCCGAAGAUAAUUCUCAUAGCAGGGAAUAUGUCUUGGAAGCAGACUCCGAGCUACGUUUCGAAAUCGAGCAAAAAGAUGCCAAGGUUCUUGUUACGCUCGUCACAGGUUUUGCAGAGCUUUUUGGCACCGAAUUGGUGAAAAAAAAGAAAUAUGAGUUCGGUGUUGGCGCUAAAGUGGCUAUAUUUACCUACCAAGGCUGCGUGCUGCACGUGUCAGGCAAAAUGGAUGUGUGCUAUAUCUCAAAAGAGACACCAAUGGUACAAUAUAUAAACUGCCAUGCAGCAUUGGAGCAGUUUCGUAUGGAAGCCGAAGAACGGGACAAGCGCGGCCCUGUUGUACUGAUCGUAGGGCCCAUGGACGUUGGAAAGAGCACACUGUGCCGCAUUCUAUUAAACUAUGCAGUACGCGUAGGCAGGCGUCCACUUUACGCAGAUCUUGAUGUGGGCCAAGGUGCCAUUUCCAUUUCCGGCAAUGUAGCCACUAUCCUUAUUGAACGACCAGCUAGCGUUGAGGAAGGAUUUACAAAGACAGCUCCACUAGUUUAUCAUUUUGGUCACAAGUCCCCAGGUGCUAAUAACGUGCUUUACAAUGCUGUCGUCUCGAAAAUGGCUGAAGUAACACUGCAGAGUCUGGAUGCCAAUAAACGAACCAAAAGCUCUGGGAUCAUCGUCAACACAUGUGGAUGGGUGAAGGGCUCUGGCUAUGCACAUUUGUUGCAUGCAGCACGAGCUUAUCGCGCUCGCGCCGUAUUCGUAUUGGAUCAGGAGCGUUUGUAUAAUGAUUUACUGCGCGAUGUGCCUUCCAACGUGCAUGUUGUCCUCUUGCCAAAAAGUGGCGGGGUAGUGGAACGCAGUAAAGAAUUGCGCCACGAAUCCCGCGAGCAGCGUGUCAAGGAAUAUUUUUAUGGUAAUACACGUACACCUUUCUAUCCCUUUUCGUUCGAGGUAAAAUUUCAGGACCUACGGCUAUACAAAAUUGGCGCACCACCAUUACCCGAUUCAUGUAUGCCUAUUGGUAUGAAAGCGGAAGACAACAAAAAGAAAGUUGUACCGGUUACACCCACUCCAUCGCUGCUACAUCACAUUCUUACGCUCAGUUUUGCGGAGUCCACGGACGAUGAUGUUAUUGGCACUAAUGUUGCAGGCUUCUGUUGUGUCACCGAGGUGGACAUGGAUCGACAAUCUGUAAUGCUGUUAUCGCCGCAGCCACGGCCGUUGCCUCCAAAUGCAUUGCUUUUGUGGUCAGAGAUACAGUUUAUGGACAAUCAUGCCUAACAUUGACCUUGACAAGAUUAGUAGUAUUAUGUUUGUAAAUAAAACUAUGAAAAUUA
Drosophila virilis is the source of this 1405-nucleotide messenger RNA. RefSeq names its product crowded by cid (gene cbc). Gene Ontology annotation, cellular component: mRNA cleavage factor complex; nucleus. The record is from RefSeq and is a predicted model, not a curated record. Gene Ontology annotation, biological process: tRNA splicing, via endonucleolytic cleavage and ligation. Gene Ontology annotation, molecular function: polynucleotide 5'-hydroxyl-kinase activity. NCBI's taxonomy places the organism in Eukaryota, Metazoa, Arthropoda, Insecta, Diptera, Drosophilidae.